GUUCAACAUAAGCUUUAAUCUUAGGCCUGCAGAUGCAAGCUCACUAGUGCCUCGUGGUCUCUAAUUUUCCAUCCAGUGUGAUCCAGGUUAAAAAAGAAAGAAUAUAAUAAAAUCGUAGAAGACAGAAUUCAGAAACUAAAUGCCUUCUAGUUAUAGGAGGUGCUUGGUUUGUGGUUAAUGAGUCCGGUUAACGGAAAUCGGAAGCUCAACCCCAUGUAUUGGUGUUCAGAUUAGUAAUUUAGAUUAGUAAUUUUGUGACGUGGAAUGAGAACUUCAGUCCCACUUGGAGGGUAAAUCAUUACUCCCGUUGGAUACCCCUCAUUUACUCUUCAUUUUCAUUCCCGAUUCCGCUCACGAUCCAAAGUUUGGUGACUUGAUGUUUCAGUCAUCUGACAACUAAAGUUAGAAGAACUAUUACAGCAUUUAGAUUAUAUUACAUUGACAGUCCAUAUCAAAAAAUUAUUGUUAUUCAUAUGAACAAGAAGGGUAACAAUGUAAUAUUUAUUGCAACAUUGGUCUAUCAUUUCAUCUUCCAUAUGGUUGAUCCCUGUCUGCAAGCCCUUUCACAAUCUUCUGAUCAUGGCAAAGGGGAGUGAUACUGGGUAUGAGAGGGUGCAUUAUUUGGAUUUACAAGGAUUUAUUGCCAUCACUUUAUGACAAUGGUAUUGCAGAAAAGAUGUCUCGAGAACUUUGCAAAUGCCCUGGAACGCGCUGCCUGAUCUCUUCGAAAGCACACAGGGUUUCUGAAUCUAGACCUCCUGAGAACUGCAGAUAUACAAUGCAUGAGUAUCAUGAUCCUCGUUCCAACGAUCUCAGUCAGCAAAAUUAGAAACAUGUGAUCAACAGAUUAUCUGCUGUUAGGGAACAGCAAGUAGGUCUGUUCAUGUGCUGUUUCUUGAUAAUUUCAAGUUUUGUAGGGAAACGAAUAUGACGAAGACUGUUAAGUUUAGCGGAUCUCCUAAAAUCUUAAGAUGUUAGGAUAGACGAGGUGACUGCUAUGCGUAUAAUAUUGUCAUGCUUAAAGUGCUAAUACACAAGUGCCGUAUUGGUAAGUCUGACAGUGUCCUAGAAUAGGAGUGUUAAUACUUGUAUCUGUUUCGUGUCAUGAAAUUUAACAUUGGAUAGUUGAGUUGUUGUCUCCUCCAAAGCCACCUUUGUCGAAAACAAGAACUCAACACAGCUCACCAAGACCAUGGAGUUGACUUCCUCAACAAACAAAACACAAGAAUUGGAUGCACCCCUUCACACCAUCGGCUUCGAGAUUGACGAAUUGUCGCCGGAAAAAGUCACUGGCCGGAUGCCGGUGACCCCCAAAUGUUGCCAGCCGUUUAAGGUGUUACAUGGCGGGGUGUCAGCGUUGAUAUCAGAAUCAUUGGCAAGUAUUGGGGCCCACUUGGCAUCUGGGCUCCAAAGGGUGGCUGGAAUUCAUCUGAGUAUCAACCAUCUCCGGCGGGCUGAUCUUGGGGAGCUUGUCUUUGCUGAGGCCACCCCUGUUUCCGUCGGCAGAACAAUUCAGGUAUGGGAGGUGAAACUCUGGAAGUUGGAUGAUCCCUCGGCCUCUGAGAGCAAGUCGUUCGUAGCAAUAUCACGUGUUACUCUUGUAACGAACUUGCCUGUGCCAGAGCAUGCCAAAGAUGUUGCUAAAACUAUACUCAAGUAUGCAAAACUUUAAGUCUCUCCACCAAACGUAGAUUUAUGCAUUUACGAGUCUCUCCACCAUAUGAUGUAGUUUAUACCAAGUGUAUAUGUCUCUUUUCAAUAAUAUACAUCUGUUUAAUUC
This is a messenger RNA of Daucus carota subsp. sativus, 1780 nucleotides long. Its product is annotated as 1,4-dihydroxy-2-naphthoyl-CoA thioesterase 1-like. Gene Ontology annotation, biological process: phylloquinone biosynthetic process. The record is from RefSeq and is a predicted model, not a curated record. Gene Ontology annotation, molecular function: 1,4-dihydroxy-2-naphthoyl-CoA thioesterase activity. Lineage: Eukaryota; Viridiplantae; Streptophyta; Magnoliopsida; Apiales; Apiaceae. The coding region runs from base 1193 to 1672 and encodes 159 amino acids. Gene Ontology annotation, cellular component: peroxisome. The transcript is spliced from 3 exons.